GGGGCAUCGAUUCCAAUUUCGUCCAAGCGCUGAUAUAAUUCGUGAUCGUUUUGAAUGUGCGAAAUUCUACUUUUCGUGAAGUUACAUGUGUAGGAAAAAUGUGUAUCCACCUCUGAAAGCAACAAAGGCAAGAAGAGCAAAAACAUUUCAACAUGUAAAAGCAGGAAGGGUUUUUUGAGUUGAAGGAAGCGGCUAGAUUUGUAUGAUCAGGAACGACAGUCAGUCGGCAUCUCGCGGCUGCAGACGGCAGUACCAUGGUCGCAACUCCAGUACAGCAGAGACAAUCAGAUCACUAAAGUACAUUAAGUAGAAGGAUGCUCAUCUUCGCACCUCUCGGUUCCCGCCGGGGAGGACGAGGCCGGUACUCUUCUGGGUAUUAAAUAGGCACCCUCUUCGUUGUGACUGGGUUCUCGAUUUCCAGUUCCGUGGUGCGAGAAGAUGGAGCGGCUGGCGGCAACGCGGUUGCGGCCGGACGGCGAAAGCCGCAUUGAAAACGCCAUGAAGAACUUAGAAAACCCCUUUUUGGUGGAGUUCAAGGCAGACCUGGCUCAGAAGCAGCCGCAGUUUCAGGAGGACAAGGAGCUGUUGCGGGGGGCCUCGGCCGCACUGCUGCUCGGGGAAAACUACCCGCUCGGGCACGCGGCAGGCAAGAAGCUGUUGCAGCAGAUGGACCGCAUGGAGGGCGACCUUCUGGUGCGGCUCGCGGAGUUUUUGGAGGCGCUGCGGGCGCAGUGGAUGGCGGAGAAGCUGGAGCUGCAGAAGGAGGUGGAAAAGUACAGCGACACCGCGCAGGACGCACUGAAGCAGGCCGAGUCCUACCAGGCCAAGAUGCUGCAGCUGGACAAGACCGAGCGGGAGCUGGACAAGCUGCGCAACCUGCGGGCCGAGGAGCGGCGGCGGCUGAAGGAGGCCGAGCUGGAGAAGGCCGACCUUCUGGCGCUGCUGGAGCAGUAUCGCAAAGCGGAGCUGCCGCAGGUGGAGAAGGUGCGGCUCGAGCUGGAGGCGCUGCGCGACGAGCACUGGGUGGCUAUGGCGGAGCUGCGCCGGCAGUGCGACAAGGACAAGCAAGAGCUGGUGAAUCAGCUGGACAACAUGCGGCGGGAGAAGCACGACAUCAUGCAGCAUGACGAUUCCGUGAUCUUCAAGCAGGCUGAGAUCCUGUCCAAGAUGAACGACGAGCUGGCCAAGGCCAUCGGGGAGGCCCACUGGCUGGAGGAAGACAACCAGCGAAUGUACAACGCGCUGGCCGCGGGCCAGGGGGAUUUGAGCAGGCUGGACGAGCACACGCCCCGGCCCGGCGCGAACCAGUCCGCGGCCGAGGCCCGAGGAGCGCUGAGCAGCGUCAGUUCUGGGCAGGCCAGCUACGACCGGGUGAACAAAGAAGACAUGUUCCAGCACCUGUCCGCGGGCCCCCGCGGGGUGGAGUUCUGGAAGGAACUGAUCCCCGCCACCAUCCGCGCGCUCUCCUCGGUGCCGCUUCCGCCGGAGUCGCCGUUCCCGACGGAGGAGGUGGUGAACACAAAAAUCCAGUUCGGGUUCGAGCCUCCCACGGGCGGCGCCACGGUGGAGGUGAACGUGACGGCGUUCUACCCCCGCGAGAUGGACGACGUGCGGCGGGCGAUCGCGUUCAACAGCAACGACCAGUGGAUCAUCAACGAGCUGGUGGACCGGCCGCUGCUGGCGCACGAGGCCCCGCAGACCGGGCUGACCAUGUGGUCCCCGGAGGGGCACCUGCUGGUGAAAAAAACCAGCGCCAACUACGCGAAGCCGCUGUUGAGCCGGCAGUUCAUGGUGCCCUACGUCGAGUACUUCCGCAGCAACGCGCGGACCACCUUCAUGCCGCACCUGUAUUACAUGCUGAAGAUCACCAUUCCCGACUCGGAAGAGGAGGCCUUCUUCGUGAUCAGUAACAAUCCCGUGAUGACGCUCCGGAGCGCCGGGCUCACCGCCAAGCAGCGGUACUACAUCCGGGGCAAUCAGACGGGGGGCGAUCAGCCCACCGGGGACGACCUCAAUUUUCUGAUGGGGCCCCAGUUCAUCAACUUCGCGGAGCAGGACGCUUUCCUCCGGGGGAUCUCCCUCGAUUUAGACUUCGUCCAGCAACAGGGCAUGACGGACUACGGGCUCCUCGUCGCGCUGGUGGACACCCCAACGAUUCCUCCCCUGCCGCGGAUUUACGCCAACCCGCUGAUGCAGGGGUUCACCGGCGAAGAUGCCGGGGGAAAGACGUGGGGCAUUUUGAUCGGGAUGCUGGAUGUGCACAACAAGAGCGGAAACCCCUUGACGGCAGAUACCUACGCCGACAACUUUUUCGAGGCUAUGGAGAUGUACUUUCCCGCAGACGAAGAGGCUGACGAGGAUUUCGACGGUGAGGAUGGGUAGAAAUUAACGCGAGUAUAUACAAUAAUGAAAGAACGAACGAAAAACGAAAUUUCAUUCGCAAGUAUUUUGUUUCAAUUUCCGAACAACAUCAAUUGACUUCUAGAACUUCAAACACAGCUUUAUCGUUCCAAAGCAGCCCUGGCUGCGCUAUGAUUAUAUAUCAGCCUAUCUUUGUAGAUGAACCUCAACUCGGAGCUCGGUAAGCACACUCGCCGGCUCGCUGCACUUUAAAAGCUUGUGGUAGCUAUGAAGCCGUAUCGGCGUCAAGCCGUGGCACCUUGCGUUGGAUCAUGUGGAUCAAAUCAAUGUACACUGUUUGCAACAUUUUUGGCAGUUCUGUACAAACAUCGCCGCGCGCUAUCUAU
Messenger RNA from Amoebophrya sp. A120, 2747 nucleotides. The record is from the annotation of a GenBank genome assembly. Lineage: Eukaryota; Dinophyceae; Syndiniales; Amoebophryaceae.